Molecule: messenger RNA, 525 nt
Organism: Penicilliopsis zonata CBS 506.65
Lineage: Eukaryota; Fungi; Ascomycota; Eurotiomycetes; Eurotiales; Aspergillaceae
Exons: 3
Coding region: 1-525 (174 amino acids)
Source: RefSeq, a predicted model, not a curated record
AUGUUCCGUCUUUUCUCUCUCGCGGCGCUGAUCGCUGUCUUCAUCUCCUCCGCCCUGGCCGUGCGUUUCCCCGGCCGCUCGGCUCUUCUCCACAAGCGUGAGGACAUUGCUCCCGGCAGCCCUCUGUAUGAGUGCCAUUUGGACUGUGGCGAGGUUAUCCUCAUGUCCGAGGACUCCGGAUAUUGCGACAACUCCAACUUCACCACCUACCUGACCGGCUGCCUUGACUGCGCCGUCUCUGAGGGUAUCUGGCAGUACUACGGCUCCGAGGUCAAGGCUGCUGCCGAGGCCUGCGGUGACGAUGACACGCCCGUUUCCUCCUCCGCCGCUGCCUCCGCCACUGCCACUGCCACCGGCACUGCUGCCACUGCUGCCACUGCCACCGCUACCGGUGCCUCCACUGCCACUGCUUCCGGCGCCUCCGCUUCUUCCACCUCUACCUCCACCAGCGGCGCUUCUGGCCUCAAGCAGAAUGCCGUCCUGGUUGCCCUGACGGGAGCCUUCGUGUGGGCUCUGUCCGCAUAA